AUGCAAAUUAUUCGCGUCCUUCUGUUCAGCCUCCUCAUAGCAGCAUCGUCGCGCACGAGCAGCAGCAAGAGCCCCCAUAGCAACCCCCAGAAGGAGAAGCCAACCGGAAAAAACGAUAAUGGCACCCAGGUGGACACCACCCCCGAGGACAGAAGCAACCACCAUAGUGAUGAAGACCAGCGAGGUGAACAUAAAAAGGAAGGAGGAAAAUUAGAAAGUGUGACCCAUGGAGGAGGCCAAGAAGGGGAAGACUCGUUAGCCCCUGCUACAAAGGGUCCCCCCCGCGAAGAGAAUGACAAAGGUGGCAGCGACGGCGACAGUAGCAGCAACAGCGAUGGCAGUAGCAGUUCAAAUGGACGAAGCGUCUUCGGAAGCCUACUAAGCUUCAUAAACGGAGAUACAUUUGAUGACCACGUAAAUGAAACGGAGGAGUCUUUCAAUCCUGAGACAGGUAACUCAGCAGAUGGAACAUCACAUGAGGAGAAACUGACUGGCCAACUUUUGAAUUCUCUGAAGAGCAGCGAUAUGAGUUAUACACUUGGGCGGAGUAGCAUACCCAUUGGAAGGAAACACAAAGCGAAACAGUGUAGGUACAGAUAUGCACUGUUUGAUCAAGUGGCGAAGAAGGAAAUGAUACUCGAAAGGUCUUUGGAGGAGGAAGACAACGAUGAGGAGAGUACCUCUGUGAAAGGAGAGCAAUCGCCAUUGGGGGAUGAUCCACAAGAAGGGGAGGAGGGCACACGUGACUUCUUAAACUUUGAAAAGGAAUUCAUGAAAAGGGAAGAAGAGGAGGUGGCGGAGGAGGAACAGGUAAAGGAGGGGGAAGCCCACACGUCAAAUUACAAUCGCGGUGGUGAGAAGGGGAAGGCGGCAGAUGCAGUGGUGGGGAAAGGCAAGAAAAAGGGCCCAAGGUAUAAGGAGCAGAAUGUGAAGAAGAGGAAAGCGGUAACCCAGCCUGGACAGGGUGAUAAUGAGGAUAAUUACCAGGUGGGGGACGACGCCCCGUCGGGAGAGACGGACGAGCAAGAUGCAAUGCUCAUAAACAAACCUGAAUCCAUAAAGUACUUCUUCGAAGUGUUGACCGAGAUAUGCGCCAUUAUUAAGCUAGGGGUGAUUCACCGCUUCACCCACGUUGUGAUCCCCUUAAAAAAUAUUAUUGUGACCAAGACGCUACGUCAAAUUGAAGUAGGCCUAACGACCAUGCUGUCUGUACACAGACUGGGCAGUCACAAGUACAAGGACACAUAUGGACUGACUCUCGUCGCACUGCUGCUCUACCUGUUGAUAUACCUCAUCCAUAGGUAUAUAUACAAAAGGGAAAAAAAAGGGAAAGAAGAUAAUGCCUCCACUAAAGGAAACGAUAUAUAUGUGGUGAAUUUAUUAAGAAGAAUUUUAUACAUGGUCGAGAGGAGGAAAACAAUGACCAACUCAGAAGAAGGGGUUAUGCAGGAUGUCCUGUAUAACACGGAAACGUUACUAGCAACAACCAACAUUACGAAUAAGGAAAAUAAACAGAUUUACACAGACAUGAUAGCUAGUAUUAAUAACCUGGGUAUUUUUACUUACGUUUCAACUCAGGCUUUGAAGAGCAUUAACCAGAAAUCGGAUUUGUUAAUAAGUGGGUUCACUGGAGGGAAGUCUCUUAGAGCCGGAGAGGAGGAGGAGUUGGAAGAAGACGAGGGAAUGUUAGAUGUGGACAUGGACCUUGAUGUGGACCUAGAUGUGAAUGCCUUGGAUGGUAGUGCGAUAGGAGGUAGCGCGUUUGGUGGUAGUGCGAUAGGAGGUAGCGUGAUUGCUGGUAGUGCGAUUGGAGGUAGUGCGAUCGGUGGUAGUGCGAUCGGUGGUAGUGCGAUCGGUGGAAGUGCGUUUGGUGGAAGUGCACCUGGUGUUAGUUUAGCAGGGGGCAUGGGGGUAGGGUUAGGAAAAAGGGCCUUCCCACACACCAUGCGUGUGGGCCCACCGAACGGUGUAGGAGGCGCCUUACGAGGUCGCAUGGAAUCUCCGCUGCCCCCAGGAGCAGGGGGACACAUGGGGGACGAUGUGUACGACCUGAACAAUAUGCAAAAUAAUUUUGGCGACGACUCCUUGUAUGGAGAAAACAGCGUCGGGAGCAAGAUGCCCUAUAACAUGUUUCAGCAACACAAUGAUGCGUUUGAGGAGGGAGACCUCCUGGCUUACAAAAAGGCUACAGCCAACUACGACUUUGUUGGUGAAGGGCAUGGGAUGAACACGGGGAGUGCACCGAGCGCAGUGAGCGGGGCUCAUUUCUCCCACUUGGGACCCCCCCAGGAAUACUCGAAGCAAGGAGGAGGGGGGGGAGAUUUUCAUAAAGAAGACAUGAAUAGUAGAAGUAGUUUUUCUCAGGUGUCCAAGCCUUCCAAUCAGAUAAGCGGAGACGAGGUCACUAAUGAGGAUGGCGGGAAGACGAAUCAGGGAAGACACCGAGGAGUAGACCCUCCUGGUUCUCCCCCUGCAAUGCUAUACAUGUCACGGGAGCACCUCCUCGAUGGGCUCAACGGCCUGCAUAAUGGGGUUACGCAAAAUGGGUUACAAAGUGGGCAGCAUGGCACCCCACCACUUGCACCACAUAAUACCCCCCCGUCUGUACAACCUCCUCCUGCACCCAUGUUCCCCUUCGUACACGACCUAAAUAAGAGUCACUUGCACCCCAACGGUGACCUCGACCCCACAAAGAAAACUUCCAUCGGCUUGAAUGCGGGUAUUUCAGAAAAAAACACCGACUCAGGGGAUACCGCGUUCCCUGUACAUGGGCAGCUAAACAUGAUGAAACUCAUCCCCCCGGAGGACACCAUGUCUAGUGUGACCACCACCCCGAAGAUAAAGGACGACUUGGCAAAUCACGUGGCGGGCCCGGAGGCGGCUUCCCUGUCGUACAUGUCACCAACCCACCAAGUACUGGAAGGCACGUCCAACCGAAACCAGAAGUACCUAACACAGAGAAAGGAGAGGCAAAAAAUCGUUGCGACCAAGUCUCCCUUUAAUUAA
Plasmodium fragile is the source of this 3006-nucleotide messenger RNA. RefSeq lists its product as uncharacterized. Bases 1 to 3006 code for a protein of 1001 amino acids. NCBI's taxonomy places the organism in Eukaryota, Apicomplexa, Aconoidasida, Haemosporida, Plasmodiidae. The record is from RefSeq and is a predicted model, not a curated record. The transcript has 3 exons.